Messenger RNA from Cercospora beticola, 1166 nucleotides. RefSeq lists its product as uncharacterized. The record is from RefSeq and is a predicted model, not a curated record. NCBI's taxonomy places the organism in Eukaryota, Fungi, Ascomycota, Dothideomycetes, Mycosphaerellales, Mycosphaerellaceae.
CUGUUGCACAGCGUAUUUCAUGGGCUUCGAGGCGAGCAACAACACGUGUCGAAGAUGUCGCCUAUUCUCUUCUGGGUCUACUCGGAGUCAAUAUGCCGCUACUAUACGGGGAAGGCAACAGAGCGUUUCUGCGGCUACAAGAGGAACUCCUGCGAUCUACGAUGGAUCGCUCCAUUUUGCUCUGGAAACCCCACGCGCUUAAACAUAUCCACACGCUCUUUGCCCCCGAUGUUUCUUGUUUCGCGUGCGACGUAUUUGACUGGCAAAACUUGCGCGGAGUGACACACACUGACAAUAUUCUUACGAACCGGGGCUUGCGGACGACUAUGAGCUGCAUGCAACUUGCUUGGAGCAACUACAUAAGGGCGAGUCCGGGCACCUCGCAUCCCAACGAGGGAUCUCCGCGCACCACGAUGAUGCUGCGGCGUAUCAGUCAACCAGAAGCAGAGCAUCCUACAAGUGUUCCAAGUAUUCCGGCAUUCGAGGUCGUCCGCGCACCCGAGUUCCGCGUCAGACAAGAGGAAUUGAGCGAGGCUGGGCAGAGCUGGACUCUACAAGAGGUGGUUCUUCUACGCGAGUCUCAAGACUUCAUAUACUACCUGGACGUGGACGAUCGUCUCGAAAUCAAACUUAUGGAUCACAAAGGCACAUUCAGGCAAUUCGAGGAAAUCCGGUGUCGAAGCCCGCUGCAAGCACUCUAUGUCAAGGACCUCAAGACACAUUCUCGUCAUUAUCUCGAGUUGAAGCCACGUGCGGUCACAGAGAACGUGACCACACGAUGGUCGAUCGAUAGUUGCAACAACAAGAGUUGGAGCAUCGUGCCGACUGGAGGGGAACGAGAAGUGCUCCGUGGUGUUCUUUGGACUAGUCAGUACAAUGGUCUUUCAGACAUGUGUCCACUUCCGCCUAGUUCUCACGUCGUGCGGAUAUGGUACUCUGAGCACAAUGUGCCUGGAUCAGCUAUUGACGUCCAAAGCCUGCCCUCAAACCCAUUUUUGGAGAUACUGUGGAAUUUGGACACGGAUCUAGGAGCACAUUGCGAGUGGGACUACGCCAAGUCGCAGCAUCGUAAUGUGCAAUUCAUCCAGAGACACUGGAGAAAAACUGUUCUGAACUGGAUUCAAUUGUUUAGUGACAAGGAGAAAACUGUGAUUGAUCUCGUGUAG